GUCUUCCUUCUCCCGUGAGGCUCAGACAGCAGGUAAACGCCCCUCUGACAAGAACAAUUAAGAAAUACGCGGCAGAAGCAGCUUUCUAAUCUCUGAUCUCUGAUAAUACCCUCCCAUGGCCGGGGUUUAGCUCUUGUGCCUGAUUUUUUUUAACGCUUUCCAUCAUUCGCACUUCCGCGGCCCCAUGCGUGCGCCCUGGAUUUUUAUGUAUUCAUUUUGCAGGAUGGGUUAAGCAUUCAUUAGUUUUAACCUAGUUUUCAUCUGCACUUUGGACGAUUGUGGCUCUUUAAUGGACCCACAUGAUGCAUAAUGAUGAUGAUCUUUUGGGUACGGGAUCGAGCGCUCAUGCACUCGUGAUGGAUUAGCUGUGACUCCCCACAGAGCACCUGUUUAAUCUCCCGAACACUCCUGAAUUUGUUAGUCGCUUUUGACCUGCUGGAAUGGAAAGCGUGCUGAGGCCCAGGGUGUGCUACCUGAUCAAAACCGAACGCGGUUAUGGAUUCCACUUGCACGGCGAGAAGAAUAAAGGUGGACAAUUUAUCCGAAAAGUGGAGCCCGGUUCGUCGGCUGACCAAGCCGGACUGAAACCUGGGGACCGAUUGGUGGAGGUGAAUGGCGAGAAUGUAGAAAGCGACAACCAUCACCAAGUGGUGGAGCGAAUCCGCGAGGUACCUCAUCGCACCCGACUACUGGUAGUGGACAGAAACACAGAUGACUACCUUCACAGCUGCGGUGUGGCUUGCACAGAGGAUUUGGCCAUCGAGAUCGGAACCCUCUCCCCACGUCUCUCACCGAGAGACACACCGUCAACUUCGCCUUUACCCCGGGUGAAUUCACCCAAGUCCCCUCAACCUGACCACACACUUCUUGCUGCAAACUCGCCAACUUUUUCGAUCUCACAAGGCAAAAUUAAGAGGUCCUCUGUGACAUCAAGUACUGUGACUGACAUAGAGCUACAGAUGAAGGCCUCUCCAGAGCCGUCGACUGAGCUCCUUCCCCGCCUGUGUCAUCUGAUCAAGGGGGAAAUGGGCUACGGCUUCAAUCUGCACAGCAAUAAGGCAAAGGGUGGACAAUUUGUACGCUCGGUGGACCCACAUUCACCUGCAGAGAGAGCUGAUGUCCGCCCGGGAGAUCGACUGGUGGAGGUAAACGGAAUGAACAUUGAGCAUCUGAGACAUUCUGAGGUGGUGGCGUUCAUUAAAGCGGGGGAGCAAGAAGUGCGCCUCCUGGUCGUCGACCAGGAGACAGACGAGCUUUUCCACCGAUUGGGGAUCACACCCACAGCAUGCCAUGUCUACAAGGAUGAAUCAGCUGUGGAACCUGUGUCGUCUGCCCCUUCUCCCACCUCCACUGAAGCGCCAAUCAUACAUGUCACACUGACAGAUGCUCCCGUCACAAAUAUGUCCCCCAAACAGAGGACCAAUGGGAGUUGUGCAUCCCAUUCCUCAACCAGCUCUACCACUCAAUCAGAGCUCAGUAGCUCUGACAUGAGUUUCCAGGUCCCCGAUGAGGAUGACAGAAGGGUUUUGGAUCCUUUCAUGGACAGCGGCCUGCGUUUGAGUCCUACAGCGGCUGAGGCAAAACAAAAGGUUCUUGGUAGACGCAACAAAAAGAGGGCGCCCCCUAUGGACUGGAACAAGAAACAAGAGAUCUUCAGCAACUUCUAAUGUCACAGAGGAGGAAGCAUGCAAAAUACAAGCCUGAUUUGUGACUAAAAUGUUACUCAUACAGCAUAGUACUGUACUCGCUCAUGCACAACGAAGGACAAAGUAAUGCAAGCAAGUAUCUGACACUAACAUAUCGUGACAGAGUGAUAUUCUGGACCAAAAGAUACUUUGAGGAAUAGUUUCAGAUUUUUUUUUUCUGCCUGGCUCUAAUUUUAAGAUUCAAUAAGAUUCUUCUAGAGUUGCUUUUGGAAGGGUUACUACAGGCCACCCUCAGAUAUCAGAUUAAGGUCAAGAGAUAAUGCUGGCCACACGAUGAGUUGUUCUCUCUUUUAACGAUUAGAUGACAUAAUUUAAUCGCAUGUUUUACGGCGUGGAAUCGGAUGUCUUGCAUGAAAAUUAUUUUACUGCAGAAGUCAAAGUUCUUUUUAUGCCAAGGCAGGUAAUGUUAAAUACAUUAUAUCGCAGAGAUUAUAUUGACACCAUCAGGCACCCUAAAUGGUAAUCAAUGAUCUCACUCCCCAUUCUUCCAUGCCAAAACAUCUCUCCAUGACCUCAUAGCCGAUGUUGCAGCCAUGUUGGCUAUUUACCAACAAUUGUCUUCUGUCAAUUGUGUUUAUAUGUCCACUGCACACGUUUGAUCAUUGGAUAGAGGUGGCUGAAAUACAGCUAUAAGUCAUCGCAGGAUUCCACAUCACCUUCUUGGAAUGCUCGAGACACCAAAAAGGCAUCAUAUACUGUAUAUUGUUCCUGCUUGAUGCUCAUCAAUGGAUUUUCUUAAUACACCUUUAUCAGAACGAACCAGUUGGAAAUGUUCAGUUUUCAUUCCCUAUGUAAGGCCUUGGACUAUUUUGUGACUUUCAUCAGCAGAAACAUCCUUUUCCCCCAUUAUACAUUAAAAAACACACCUCAAAUGUGGAACAAAACCCUUAAUAUUAUAUAUAUAUAUAUAUUCAUAAUAUUCAUACAGAAAACUCAGAAAGUUGAGAAAUAUAAUUUUAAUGUUAAGAACCCAGACUUUAUUUUUUACCUGCAGCCCAAAAACAGACAAGGCUCAGGCAUCAACCAUUUAGCGUGCACUAAUUUAUUUCAAAACUCCCACUUUGGUUCAGCUUUUUGAUUUAAGCACAUAAGUGAUUUUAAACUCAGAAGCACAAUUCCCAUCUCCCACCAGGUGAGACGACCGACUGAAGUCAUUAACACAACAAAAACGUAUCAGUCUUUCCAUCAAACAUCAUGCUCUUUAUUAUGGACGCAAUGUUUAGAAAAUAAUUUUAAAAAACAUCCUCUUGACAUCUCACUUCCUUCCUCACUUCUUCCCAUUUUUUUGGCACUGGUUUGUAAAAUGUUCAAAAUAAGACACUAAAAUAAAAAAGACAUCAUUUUGUACAGGAGUUAAAAGUAAUUUGAUUGUGUUAAUAAGAGCUGACUGGAGUUUGGAUUGUCUUAUAUUUCAAGAUAAAAAUUUGAAUCUCAGUGGUCACAGUUGUGGUCAAACAGACUGCUAUGUGACUGCUUGUGGCAAGCGCCUGCAAAAUGUCAAUUAAAAAAAUCGCUUACCAUCAUAAAAGUGAUGAAAUUCACCAAGCCUCACUCUCUGCGAGUGUUUUUUAUUUCUAUUGCUUUUCGAGUGCUUUCCUACCUUUUCUUUGUUUUUUUUUUUUCUUUCAUAAAUAAACUGCUGCAGUGUGUAACGCCCAGUUGUAUUGAAUCACCGUAAAAUACAUAUCAAGCAUUCACGGAGUGAAAACACAGGCAGGGCGCAUGCUCACAGAAUAGGCCGGCAAGCUACUCACCCCUACAAUGAAAGUACACUUUCACGCAUCAUACAAACACCCUCAAUUAUUUAAAUCAUGCUUCAAAGGCAAACAACUUCUCAUGCAGGAUCUCUCCAAUCGGCGCGCAUACAUUCACAAUCAGACAAGCAAUAUGGCAAGGUUAGUCAUUGUAAAAGUGCGGAUUAGUCGCAGUUUCACAAAGUUGAUUUUAUUUGCCAUUUAGUAUUGGGAUAUUUUUUUUUUUUUUGCAAGUCAAAGACACAUAAGUUCACAGUGCAGAAUGACAGAACACUGACAUUAGGAUAAACACAUAUGGGUACGGUAAAAAAAAAAAAAAAAAGUCUGUACAAAAAAGGUAAAA
Messenger RNA from Hippocampus comes (tiger tail seahorse), 3803 nucleotides. It is a transcript of the gene nherf2, whose product is annotated as NHERF family PDZ scaffold protein 2. Lineage: Eukaryota; Metazoa; Chordata; Actinopteri; Syngnathiformes; Syngnathidae. Gene Ontology annotation, molecular function: signaling receptor binding; protein-membrane adaptor activity. Gene Ontology annotation, cellular component: apical plasma membrane. Gene Ontology annotation, biological process: protein localization to plasma membrane. Bases 441 to 1667 code for a protein of 408 amino acids. The transcript has 6 exons. The record is from RefSeq and is a predicted model, not a curated record.